This is a messenger RNA of Gorilla gorilla gorilla (western lowland gorilla), 1471 nucleotides long. RefSeq names its product ubiquitin conjugating enzyme E2 R2 (gene UBE2R2). The record is from RefSeq and is a predicted model, not a curated record. The transcript is spliced from 5 exons. Bases 1 to 717 code for a protein of 238 amino acids. NCBI's taxonomy places the organism in Eukaryota, Metazoa, Chordata, Mammalia, Primates, Hominidae.
AUGGCCCAGCAGCAGAUGACCAGCUCGCAGAAGGCCCUGAUGCUCGAGCUGAAAUCCCUGCAGGAGGAACCGGUGGAGGGCUUCCGGAUCACCCUGGUGGACGAGUCCGACCUCUACAACUGGGAGGUGGCCAUCUUCGGACCCCCCAACACCCUCUACGAAGGCGGCUACUUCAAGGCGCAUAUUAAAUUUCCUAUUGACUACCCCUAUUCACCACCUACCUUCAGAUUCUUGACCAAAAUGUGGCACCCCAACAUUUAUGAGAAUGGAGAUGUAUGCAUUUCGAUUCUUCAUCCGCCUGUAGAUGACCCACAGAGUGGAGAACUGCCUUCUGAAAGGUGGAAUCCUACUCAGAAUGUGAGGACUAUCCUAUUAAGUGUAAUCUCACUGCUUAAUGAGCCCAACACCUUCUCCCCAGCCAAUGUCGAUGCUUCAGUUAUGUUCAGGAAAUGGAGAGACAGUAAAGGAAAAGACAAAGAAUAUGCUGAAAUUAUUAGGAAACAAGUUUCAGCCACUAAGGCCGAAGCAGAAAAGGAUGGAGUGAAGGUCCCCACAACCCUGGCGGAAUACUGCAUCAAAACUAAAGUGCCUUCCAAUGACAACAGCUCAGAUUUGCUUUACGACGACUUGUAUGAUGACGACAUUGAUGAUGAGGAUGAGGAGGAGGAAGAUGCCGACUGUUAUGAUGAUGAUGAUUCUGGGAAUGAGGAGUCGUGACGUGCUCCUUCAGUGCCCCUGUACUGCCCUGCCAUCUCAGGCCAAAGGGAGGGGAGCAAGUGGGGACCUGGCCAUGGCCCCUCAGCGAAAACCUAUUCACAGCGGGUGGGGAAACACACACAGCUCCUGCUGACUCCCCUUAUGGAUCUCAGUUUGCUCCUUUUUAUGGACCUUUAAUGGAGAGAGAGUAACCCUCCACAGAAUGUCUGAAUUCUUGCAUUCUUUACCCUUCCAUCACUAUAUUGAUUCUUUUUUUAAAAAACAUCAACCCAAACUCCCGCCUCACUUCGUCUCUACAGAAUGUUCACAGCAAAACACGUUUGGUCUGUUUUUAGAUUCUUGAAGAAUUCAAUAGUCUUUCAAGAUGUUUAAUGUGUUUAAAGCUGGGAACCUGUUGGGAGUUCACAAGUGCUGCAUAUACUGGGUAGCAAAAGAAAAUGGAAAAAAACCCACAAAACAAACUUUAAAAAAAAAAAAAAAAGCAAAUUUGCCAAGGUUUAGCUGCUCAUUUACAUUAGUGUGUGUGCAUUCGUUCAGCCCCAUGGUGGUGAAUUCUGUUUCUUUCUUUCCUAAGGCUGGGACAUGGUGGGCGUCAGGGACUUUGUGCUAAGCCUGAUGAAAUGUGCUCCUUCAAUCUCCAUGAAACCAUCGUAACAUGGAGGCCUCAGCUGCUCUGAGGAGAGAAAUCAGACUUUGUUUUUUGAAAUCGAUUGGGAUCGAAAGCCUGAAAUAAAUAUUCAUACUUUACAUAGAA